GCAAUUUUUGUAUAGCGCCACCCUUGGCUAUGAACUUCCAGAGAUUGAGGCCUGGCUUUUGUUCAUGCCCGGACAUUUAAAACAGCUGCAAUAAAUAAGACAACAACAAUAAAAAAAACCACCGCAUGGUUUUACUCGGGUGGUGAAGGAGUUAAUUAUCGGAAGAAGAUACUCGGUGUGCGUAGACUCAGUUGCACUAUUUACUCGCUCAGUUUGCUGAGAUCAGAGACUCUGAUAGUUGUGGAAACUGUUUUUUGUUAAAACUGAAACGAGCUGCAGCUAUGGGGAAAGGAUGCAUUACAGCCACCAAAUACUUCCUGUUCUUGUUCAACCUCCUUUUCUUUGUUUUUGGAGCUCUCAUCUUGGGCUUUGGACUGUGGAUUCUGCUGGAUAACAAGAGUUUUAUCACAGUCCUGCAGGAGUCUUCCACAACACUGAAGGUUGGAUCCUAUAUUCUGAUUGGUGUGGGAUCUCUCUCUAUGCUCAUGGGCUUCCUGGGCUGCGUUGGGGCCAUCUACGAGAUUCGCUGCCUACUAGGACUGUACUUCACGUGUCUUCUGCUGAUCCUCAUUGCCCAGGUUACAGCAGCUGUGCUCAUUUACUUUCAGCGAGACUUGCUGAAGCAUGAGAUGUCCAGCAUUGUGAACAAGAUAAUAGUGAAUUAUACAGGUCAGAACAGCACCACAGAUCGUGCAUGGGAUUACAUCCAGAGAACGAUCCAAUGCUGUGGUUGGACUGGACCAUCUAACUGGACUGAAAAUGUAUUGAUUAAGAACACCACACAGGCCAUGUAUCCAUGCUCCUGUAGGAACGAGUCCAUUCCUGGUACGGAAAUGCAGAAGAUGGGUCUGUGCAACAGUCUAGCUUCUGAGUGGCCUGUCUACACCAAGGGUUGCAUAUCCAGUGUGGAGGACUGGUUCCUGAACAACUCUGGCGUUAUUUUGGGGUUGUGUGUCGGCGUGGCAGUGAUUGAGCUCCUCGGUAUGAUUCUAUCAAUGUGCCUGUGCAAGCGUGUCCACCAGGAGGACUACACCAAAGUCCCCAGAUACUGAGAACAAAGACCACACACGCACACAAGCGUACAUACAGACACACACACGCCAAUAAAUACAUUCACCACAGCAGUCGAGUAUUUUAAACAGUUCAGUCAUUCUUUAUAUUAUGGCCCUCCUGGUUUUAAUUAUUGGUAUUACACCCUGUCCUGUGUGUCUCUUUUGGUAUUUGAACCUUUUGUUAAUUGAAGAAAAAAAAAACAUUGUAUUGGUGUGUUAUGGUUUCUUCUUAGUGUGCUUUAUUGCAUUCCUUUUUGUUGUCUUUUUAUCCUCUUAUUUUUUUUUAUUCUUGUGUUUUUUUUUUCUGUUUUCUUUCCUACAGAGAACGUAAAAGCCUCCUUAAGCAUAUCUUUGUCAAAAGUAUGAUAAGCCAGUAUCAUGUGUCGGUGAGAAAAUCCUGGAAAUCACAAUUACAUGGUGGUCUGGGAUCUCCAGGACACUUGGAAAAUUAGAUAGAGCACUUAAUGAGGGUGUUACUGUUGUGUAUAUGCAACCCCCCUGACCUCUAGAGGGAGAGACAUGAGAGAGGCGAGGGUGAGGUAUUACGGGGCACUGUAUUCAGUGUACAUUGAGUACAGUCAUUAUGGGACUGAUGGGUAGACAUGAGCGUUAACCGAGUGUGCAUCCCAUAGUCCCUAGUGUGACUGGGUUUGCUUUGUCAGUGACUGCAUUCAGGUACCUUGCUAAAUGAUCCAGCAUCGCAUUUACCAGUGUUUUGGCCUUUUGGCUCAGCACUGGCCUUUAUCUAUAAAACUCCAUUUACUUGUUUAAGUUAUAUUGCCCAGUAGCUGUUAUACUGUGUAACUCAAUACUGAUUACAAUUCCAAAGAUGCACUGGAGUGGAAGUUAUUUAAAAGCAUGACAUGGUAUGAACAGACUUUUUUGUAUUUGUUUGUUUGAUUGUUUGUUUGGAGAAAAAAAAGAUUUCCAUUUGUGUUGUCUUUUCUCUGAAUUUUCAAAAAUCAUAAUGAUAUGCCAUUUCAGUGUGACAAAUUAGAACUAUAGCUUUGGGUCUUUUGGGAAUAAAAUGGAAAGAGGUUCUGCAGGUCGUAGUUUGAUGUGAUGUCCCACUGCUAUCUUAACUUUUUCCUUGUUACACAAUUCCUUCUUGUCUGCCAAAUGUCUAAUUUGGAAAACUUUAAGUAUAUCAAAUCCCUGCCUGCUGUUUGGGAAACACCCAAACAGCCUGUGUAAAAGAUUACCACAACCCAGCAAAGCCCCCCCCCCCCCCCUGAUUUCAACUUGAGGGAAGAUGUGUAGAUUGUUAAUGAUUAACUCUAGGGUAUGAUGAGGUAAUGAUGGCCAAGGUCCAGUGCCUUUAAUCUCAGUAGAUGACAGUAUUUCAGCCUGCAGUAUUUUCAUAUUACGUUUUAUGAACACUUGUAUUUACACUGUUUAAAGGAGGACAGGAAGUUUCCUCUAGUUCAGUCUUCUCUCUGCUUUCAUUUUCCUUCAGCACCAGCUGUGCCCUGCACUUUACAUAUA
Messenger RNA from Electrophorus electricus (electric eel), 2537 nucleotides. It is a transcript of the gene cd82b, whose product is annotated as CD82 molecule b. The record is from RefSeq and is a predicted model, not a curated record. Gene Ontology annotation, cellular component: plasma membrane. NCBI's taxonomy places the organism in Eukaryota, Metazoa, Chordata, Actinopteri, Gymnotiformes, Gymnotidae.